This is a messenger RNA of Sturnus vulgaris (Common starling), 1499 nucleotides long. RefSeq names its product cytochrome b reductase 1 (gene CYBRD1). The record is from RefSeq and is a predicted model, not a curated record. Gene Ontology annotation, molecular function: oxidoreductase activity. Gene Ontology annotation, cellular component: lysosomal membrane. Lineage: Eukaryota; Metazoa; Chordata; Aves; Passeriformes; Sturnidae.
CCUUCGCGGUGCCCGCUGCCGCGCACGGGGCUCGAAAGAUGGAGGACUACGGGCGAUUCUUGGCGCUGCUGGCCUCUACGCUGCUGGUCGGCUUCUUGUCGGUCAUCCUCUCCCUCGUCUGGGUCUUCCACUACCGCGAGGGGCUGAGCUGGGACGGGAGCGCGGGGGAAUUCAACUGGCACCCCGUCCUCAUCAUCACAGGCUUCGUCUUCAUCCAGGGCAUCGCUAUUAUUGUGUACAGAUUGCCCUGGACCUGGAAGUGCAGCAAACUCCUAAUGAAGUUCAUACAUGCUGGAUUAAAUACCAUAGCUAUGAUUCUUGCAAUUGUUUCUAUGGUAGCCGUGUUUGAAUUCCACAAUGCCAAGAACAUUCCUAACAUGUACAGUCUGCACAGCUGGAUUGGGCUGACUGCUGUUAUAUUUUAUUCUCUCCAGCUUUUCCUGGGUUUUGCUGUCUUUCUGCUCCCAUUUGCUCCGGUCCAUCUCCGCGUAGCUCUCAUGCCAAUACACGUUUAUUCGGGUCUUACCAUCUUUGCAACAGUGAUUGCAACAGCUCUCAUGGGAAUCACAGAAAAGCUUAUAUUUGCAUUGAAAACUCCUGCAUACAGUGCAUCCCCACCAGAAGCAACUUUGGUCAACUGUCUUGGUCUUUUGCUUGUCAUAUUUGGUUCACUUAUUUUGUGGAUGGCAAGCAGGCCCCACUGGAAGCGGCCCCCAGCAGAGAACGCUAAAAUUCUGAGGCCCAUUGGAGCAACUCCUGAAGGCACAGAAGUAGAAUCCACAAUGACAAACAGCAGUAAUGCAGAUAAGUCUGAUCUAAGGGGCAAUACUGAAGCAGCCAGAAAACAAAACAUCAAAUUUGAUGAAGCAGGACAAAGAUCAACUAUGUAAAGAAAAUACACAGAAUGAAAGUACUAUUAUACCUCCAAAUUCCCUCUGGUGAGGGUCCUUCUAAUUUAGUUACAUUGAUAUGUAAGUAGGUUGGGGGUUCAUUUUUAGUAAGGCUUGCUGAAAGGUACUCAAGUUUUCUGCAUAUGGAUUUAAAUUCCUGUAAGUCCAAAACAUAUUUUAUUGGUCCAUGACUAGUCCAUGCCUUGUUUAAAAAAACAAGAGCAUGAAUGACAUCAUAUAAUGGGAAAAUCACCUAACUGGAAAAUGUCUUGCUUAUCACUUUUUGAUUUAAUGCUUAUAUCUCUUAUAGUCAUGAAAAAUUGAACAAGAUUCAGACUAAAUUUUCAGUGAUUUUGCAAGUUAUGAAUCAGCCAUGAAGUAUAGCAGACAGAAAAAUUUAGUCUGUCACACAUAAAUUUUCUGGUAAUGUUCACUUUUUUAAAGCUCUGACUUCUCUAGCUGAUUAAACCCCCCACCAGCUGCUAUGUUCUAUGGGAUUUGAGGUCAUGCUGCACUUGAUAGAGUUGCUUCAUAAAAAAGUUUAUUCUAAAAUUUUUAAUUUAAAAAAAGAGAUUAAAAUGUUAUGUUUCCUUUAGAAACUUCUGGGGG